Xylona heveae TC161 is the source of this 1364-nucleotide messenger RNA. RefSeq lists its product as hypothetical. NCBI's taxonomy places the organism in Eukaryota, Fungi, Ascomycota, Xylonomycetes, Xylonales, Xylonaceae. The coding region runs from base 115 to 1263 and encodes 382 amino acids. The transcript has 5 exons. The record is from RefSeq and is a predicted model, not a curated record.
UUGAAUUCAUAAAUAAUACAACAGUUAAUUUUGACUCGAAAGACCUCACCUCAAUCCGAAUUAUAUUUACCAGAACGCCUGUGCAAUCUGCAUCGCCGUCUACAUUCUCAAAAUAUGGCCAAAGAUCCUGCGUUGCCUAAAGUACCCGACGCCGAUCGCGCGGCCGCCAGCGACAGUCCUCUUCGUCUCUUCGUGGGCGACAUAGCUGUUCUGUUAGCACAAAUACCUUACAUCAUUGAUGCUUUUCUGCCGCUCCGCACGAAAGACCAUCUGGCAGAGCUUUAUCCUACGCCCAAGAAUAUUAGAAAUUCGAUUAUCCUCCUUGUCGUUUCCGUGCUGGAAACUGUUGUCCUAUUUGCACUUUUUCCGGCCUUCUUCCUCUUUCCCGGACUUGCAUUCGCCGUUGGCAUCUUUGUGGUCUUUCUAAUUCUGUACCUGCUCUGUCUUCCGCUGCAAGGGAAAAGAGUAGUAUUCGCCGCCCAGAAUCCCGCCGAUUGGCAGAAGUUUAGCAAAGAGCGAUGGGUCUUUGUCAACGGUAUCAUGACCAGCCAUUACGGUCUCCAGAGGAACUGUGAACGACUGGCAGAGACAUUCGGCAGGCCAAUUGUCGGCGUGCACAAUAGAAGCUAUGGGAUAAUACACGACCUUAUAGAAUGCCUGUUUCAAAGGUGCUUUUACCUCAACACUACCGACGGCCGGAUCACUUUUGCGUAUUUGCGGGAUUACGUGCUUGACCCCUCUGUGGAGAAGGUCGUCCUAAUCGGGCAUUCUCAAGGCGGCCUCAUUGUGUCGUUGGUGCUUGAUAAGAUGUUUACCACGUUGGAUUCCGAGAACCUCAGUAAAUUGGAGGUCUACACGUUCGGCUCCGCUGCUUCGCAUUUUGACAAUCCCCGAUCCAGCGCGAGUAGACCGCAGACCCGCAUCAUCCGCCAUAUAGAACAUUUCUGCAAUGAAAAGGAUCCAGUUACCAGAUGGGGCGUCUUGUACAAUGCGCACAAGACAAAGUACGACUUUGAGUAUCAUGGCAGAGUAUUCUUCCGUCGCAAUGCAUCUGGACAUCUCUUCACGCAGCAUUACAAUGACGUCUGGUUUCCGUAUCAAGAUGGGUCCAAUGGCACCAAUGGUCUGACUCCAAACGGAAACGAUAAUGGAGUUGACGUUGAAAGCCCCGAAGGAGAUGAAGAGCGGCAAAAUUUGUCGAACGCUAGGCAGAUAUCGCGACUCUCGGAAUACGUCGGUGGCAGGGAGCCUGACAGUGCUUAGUACUUUUCAAACAUAUCAUUACUGGUAAUUGCUUCUCAAUUCAAUGUCAAGCUGGCUCUUGUUUCACUUUGCCGGCUCCGUCAAAAGAACCGCACGCCUCG